Penicillium soppii is the source of this 1383-nucleotide messenger RNA. Its product is annotated as camp independent regulatory protein. The record is from RefSeq and is a predicted model, not a curated record. Gene Ontology annotation, molecular function: DNA binding. The transcript has a single exon. NCBI's taxonomy places the organism in Eukaryota, Fungi, Ascomycota, Eurotiomycetes, Eurotiales, Aspergillaceae. Bases 1 to 1383 code for a protein of 460 amino acids.
AUGGUGAACGGGACUGCCGUGUUGGAGCCCACUUUCACUGGCUAUGUCGCAACGACUCAAGAUGCUCUAUUACUCUUCGAGGCAUGUCUGACCGGUGUCCUACAUCACGUCCCCCGUCGACCUCACGACCGUGAACGGAGUCAUCUAGUGCGCAGUGGUAGUGUUUUCAUCUACGAGGAGAACUCAUCUGGCAUCAAAAGAUGGACCGAUGGAGUCACCUGGAGCCCUAGUCGCAUUCUGGGCAACUUCCUCGUCUACCGCGAGUUGGACAAGCCAUUCCCUCCCGGAGAGAAGAAGCGCGCCAUGAAGAAGGCAACCCGACGACCCAUGCCAGCCGGCCGACCUGGGGAGCCUUAUCAACGACACGAUAGUCAAAGCUACUCACCCACAUCUCCUAGUCAAGCCUUUCCUGAGCGUCCGCAGUCCGAGCUCGAACGCGCCUUGGUGGGAUCCCUGGUUGAUUCAUAUGGGUUCAAAGACUCCGGCUUGGUCAAGAAAACAAUGAGCGUGACUGUCUCCGGCGUGACCCACCAUUUGGUCUCAUACUACAGCGUCGAGGAUGUGAUCCGCGGGUCUCUCAACCCACCCUCAAUGGUGGAAUCCCUACGCUUCCUCCGUCCCCGCACAGAACUCACUCAAAAGCAAAGCUUCCGAUCUCCCAUCGACGAGUUAGAGAACGUCGAAAGCCAAGAGCCCUCUCACGCGGCUAUAUACGGUUAUCGUCAGCAACCAAUCAUGGCUCCUCCAUCUUACCACAUGCAAUCCCCCUCAAACGAGUUCUACAUGCCUCAAAGCCCCUACACCACCACUCACGCGCCCCAACCAGGCCCAAUCCACGGCUAUUCAAUGGGCGCCCCGAUGGCAAACCCCACACCAAACCCGUACCUUCCAGCCCCGGGAAACCCCAUAAAGCAGGAAGACUACCACGCGUUCCGCGCAGGCCCCUACGGAGGAAGCAUGGACUCGAUGAGCGCGCACAGCAUGUCCUCCUCAAUCGGACUCAAUACGAUCCCGUCCUCGCUAAGCGAUCGCAACCGCUCAACCUCAGACCACAGCCCAUCCGCUUACAGAAACUCAUCCAUCUCCUCCCGCUCCCAGGCUACAGACGCGACUUCGCCGAUGGACCCCUCCACACCGGGCAAUUACUCCCGCGGCAGCUUCAGCAUGCCCGGCCAACUCGACUCCCAACAUGCUCUCGAUCGAAACAUGCCCGGGAUUGAUCCCAGUGUUCCCCGUCGCGAGUCGAACCCCAUUCACCCGUACUACGCCGCGCCUGAUCGCUCGCAAUACUAUGUUCCUGCGCCUUACGCUGCGACCCAGCCUAUGUCCACAUGGACCACGACUGCUGCCUCGCAGCCGCAGAUGGCCCAGCCGCAGAUCUAA